AUGAACAGUGGUAUAUGCGUAUUCUUCAACCCUAGGGCAUAUUAUAUCUGCAUUAUGGCUCGUACCAAGCAGACUGCUAGGAAGUCCACUGGAGGAAAGGCUCCUAGGAAGCAACUCGCCACUAAGGCUGCGAGGAAGUCCGCUCCUACAACAGGAGGAGUGAAGAAGCCUCAUCGUUAUCGUCCCGGAACGGUCGCCCUUCGUGAGAUUCGCAAGUACCAGAAGAGUACCGAGCUGCUAAUUCGGAAGCUUCCCUUUCAGCGGCUGGUUCGCGAAAUUGCUCAAGACUUCAAGACGGACCUGAGGUUCCAAAGCCAUGCCGUGCUCGCGCUCCAAGAAGCUGCCGAAGCUUAUCUCGUUGGUUUGUUCGAGGACACGAAUUUGUGCGCCAUUCAUGCCAAGCGUGUCACCAUCAUGCCUAAGGACAUUCAGUUGGCUCGGCGCAUCCGUGGAGAGAGGGCAUAG
Molecule: messenger RNA, 465 nt
Organism: Closterium sp. Yama58-4
Lineage: Eukaryota; Viridiplantae; Streptophyta; Zygnematophyceae; Desmidiales; Closteriaceae
Source: the annotation of a GenBank genome assembly